UUCAUGGUUGCUACCCUUUUUAAGAGCCUGAUCUUACCUUAUCUCCAUAAGCUUUAUAAAGGAAUGUUUACAAAGAAAUUGGGAAAUACUACAAAAAAGAAAGAAAAUUGCUCUAGCCCAAAAGAGCAAGCCACUCCUCUCUCUGGCCAGGCCAAACCCCCUAAAUUUUCUAGCACCUUAAAAAGCACUGUUAAAAAGAUCGCCAAGUGUUCGUCUGCUCGAAACUUGUCCAUCGAAGAAGACGAGGUCAAUAGAGAAUAUUCCCUCUCUCCCACAUUCAGUUACCGUGUGGCGAUUGCUAAUGGACUGCAAAAGAACAUUCUUGUAACAAACAACAGUAAUGAAGAUCUGCUUCAAGAGCUAUCUUCUAUUGAGAGCUCGUACUCAGAAUCAUUAAGUGAGAUCAAGGGCAGCAGUGAAAUCAAGGAGUACUCCUCACACACAAUGCCAGUAAGACGCAACAGAAAGAGCCUGAGCAGCCUGGCUCCCUCUGAAGGAAGCUCAGAUGGGGAGCGCACAUUACAUAGCCUGAAACUAGGCGCCUUACGCAAAUUGAGGAAGUGGAAAAAGAGCCAAGAAUUCGUUUCCUCUGAUUCAGAGUUGAGCACAAUGAAAAAAACAUGGGGACUCCGAAGCAAAUCGUUAGACAGAACUGCGCGUCCCCAGAAAACAAACACUCUCGAACCUGGGUUUAGUUCAUCGGGUUGCAUUAGCCAAACCCAUGAUGUUAUGGAAAUGAUCUUCAAGGAACUUCAGGGAAUAAGCCAGAUUGAAACAGAACUUUCAGAAUUAAGAGGCCAUGUCAAUGCUCUCAAACACUCCAUUGAUGAGAUCUCUAGCAGCGUGGAGGUUGUCCAAAGUGAGAUAGAACAGCUCCGGACAGGCUUUGUCCAGUCCCGAAGGGAAACCAGAGACAUUCAUGAUUACAUUAAACAAAUAAGUCAUACUGGAAGCAAAGCGAGUUUGAGAUUUUUAAAUGUGCCUGAAGAAAGAUUUGAAUAUGUUGAAAAUGUCGUAUACCGGAUUCUCAUAGACAAAAUGGGUUUUUCAGAUGCACCUCAUGCAAUAAAGAUUGAAUUUGCUCAAAGGAUAGGGCAGCAAAGGGAUUGUCCUAAUGCAAAGCCUCGCCCCAUACUUGUAUACUUUGAAACACCUCAACAGAGGGAUUUCAUACUGAAAAAGUCUUAUAAACUUAAAGGAACAGGCAUUGGGGUGUCCACAGAUAUUCUAACCCAUGACAUCAGAGAAAGAAAAGACAGAGGAAUGCCAACCUCCCAGACCUAUGAGAGCAUGGACAUGAAGCUCUCCACUCUUGAGCCCAAAAUCAAAAGGAGCAGUUGGCAGUCACCAGAUGAUAGUGAUAAAGACCUGGAUUCUGAUCUUAAUAAAAACAGUUAUGCUAUGAUAUCAAAGUCAGAGUUUCAAACCAAAGCAAGUGCUCCAAAGUCAAAUGCAAAGUCUCAUAAUGCUAAAAGCAGGAAUAGAACUGCUGACAGCAGCAAAUUUUCAAAUAAAUCAGACUAUGAUGAACAAGCUCCACAGUUCUCCGAAUCUGAUAACUUGGAGAAGGAAUCCAAGGCUUAUUAUGCUGACAUGGCUCCCCUCUGGCACUCACAAAGUGAUUUUCUCACACCCAAACUGAGCCAUUCUGAUUCAGAUUUUUCCAAACUAUGUCAAUCUUAUUCAGAAGAUUUUUCAGAGAAUCAAUUUUUUACCAGGACAAAUGGAAGUUCUCUCUUGUCUUCUUCAGACAGAGAACUUUGGCAGAGGAGACAAGAUGGCACUUCUAAUUGGUAUAGCAGCUCCCAGGACCAGAACUUUAACAGGAAUAUUCAAAAUGACCAAGGUCCCAGUGAAAUAGAGAACACUGAAACAGUGGACAGUGGUGUCAGUAAUGGAGUGGUGUGUGUGUCAGGAGACAGAAGUAAUUACAGUGAUUCCCAGAUAUCUUUACGAGAUGAUCUCUCGCCAUGGAAAGACUGGAAUCAAUCAGAACAAGGUGCCGAUUUGGGUCUUGACUCAUCCACACAGGAAGGUUUUGACUAUGACACCAACAGCUUGUCAGACCCACAGCUGGAUGUUGACAACAAAGAUCUGGAUGACUUAGGAAAGUGCCACAGUGACCUUCCAGAUGACUCAGAGAGCUAUGAUUUUACCUUAGAUGACAAUUCUUCCCCAUGCCCAGGGUUGGAUAAUGAAACACAAGGCCAAUGGGUUGGCCCAUAUGAUACUUAUCAGGAAGCUAAUUCUAAUGAAAUCUACCCAAAUCAAAAUCAACUGCCAAUGCUGUAUCGGAGUCAGAGUGAGCUACCAAGUGAUGCCUCAGAGGAUGCUGCACCCAAGUCAUGGCACAGCAGAUUGAGCAUAGACCUGUCUGAUAAGACAUUUAGUUUUCCAAAGUUCGGGUCUACACUUCAGAGAGCUAAAUCAGCUUUGGAAGUUGUGUGGAAUAAAAGCACUCAGAGUUUAAGUGGUUAUGAAGACAGUGGGUCAUCCUUAAUGGGGCGAUUUAGAACUUUAUCCCAAUCUACUGCAAAUGAGUCAAGUACCACCCUUGAUUCUGAUGUCUACACUGAACCAUAUUAUUACAAAGCAGAGGAUGAAGAAGACUACAGUGAACCUGGAGCUGAACAUGAAACAGAUUAUGUUGAAGUGAUGGAGCAAGUUCUUGCUAAACUAGAGAAUAGAACUAGCAUUCCUGAAAUGGAUGAUAACAUCCAGGAAUAUGAACACCCUUCAUAUGAAACUCCUUAUGAAACACCACAGGAUGAGGGGUAUGAUGGACAGGUGGAUGACCUGAUGAGUGAAGGAGGAAUGGAACCUUUAAAUGGAACAAUAACUGAAAUGGAAGUAAGGGAAGAUGAAAACCAGAAUGUCCCUGAAAAGCCUCCAGAGGAUCCUCCAAAACCCAAGAGGAUUCGGCCUUCUUUUAAAGAAGCCGCCUUAAGGGCAUACAAGAAGCAAAUGGCGGAACUGGAGGAGAAGAUCCUAGCUGGAGAUAGCAGUUCUGUGGAUGAAAAGGCUCGAAUAGUAAGUGGGAGUGGUCUGGAUGCUUCUCAAUUCAGUGCUCUCCAAGCAUUUGGAGGGGCUGGCAGGGGACUCUAUGGUAUUGACAGUAUGCCUGACCUCCGCAGGAAAAAAACCUUGCCUAUUGUUCGAGAUGUGGCCAUGACAUUAGCUGCCCGAAAAUCUGGACUCUCCUUGGCCAUGGUUAUUAGGACAUCUCUAAACAAUGAGGAAUUGAAAAUGCACGUCUUCAAAAAGACCCUGCAAGCAUUGAUCUACCCAAUGUCAUCCACCACUCCUCACAAUUUUGAGGUGUGGACAGCUACCACCCCAACCUACUGCUAUGAAUGUGAAGGUCUACUGUGGGGGAUAGCGAGACAAGGCAUGAAGUGUAUGGAAUGUGGUGUCAAAUGUCAUGAAAAGUGUCAGGACCUUCUCAAUGCUGACUGUUUGCAGAGAGCUGCAGAGAAGAGUUCUAAGCAUGGUGCAGAAGAUAAAACUCAGACCAUCAUUACUGCCAUGAAAGAACGAAUGAAAAUAAGAGAGAGAAAUAGACCAGAAGUGUUUGAAGUUAUUCAGGAAAUGUUCCAGGUUUCCAAAGAAGAUUUUGUACAAUAUACAAAAGCAGCCAAACAGAGUGUAUUGGAUGGGACAUCUAAGUGGUCAGCAAAAAUAACCAUCACAGUGGUUUCUGCCCAAGGCUUACAGGCUAAAGACAAAACAGGAUCAAGUGAUCCAUAUGUUACAGUUCAAGUCGGAAAGAACAAGAGAAGAACCAAAACUAUUUUUGGAAACUUAAAUCCAGUCUGGGAUGAAAAGUUUUAUUUUGAAUGCCAUAAUUCCACCGACCGAAUCAAAGUCAGAGUGUGGGAUGAAGAUGAUGACAUUAAAUCAAGAGUCAAGCAACAUUUCAAAAAGGAAUCAGAUGAUUUUUUGGGACAAACAAUUGUUGAAGUGAGGACACUGAGUGGAGAAAUGGAUGUCUGGUACAACCUAGAGAAACGAACAGAUAAAUCAGCUGUAUCUGGUGCCAUUAGGCUGAAAAUCAAUGUUGAAAUAAAAGGAGAGGAGAAGGUUGCACCAUAUCAUAUACAGUACACAUGUUUACAUGAGAACCUGUUCCAUUACUUGACUGAAGUUAAAUUUAAUGGUGGAGUGAAAAUCCCCGAAGUCAAAGGAGAUGAAGCCUGGAAGGUUUUCUUUGAUGAUGCAUCCCAAGAAAUAGUAGAUGAAUUUGCAAUGCGUUAUGGAGUUGAGUCUAUUUAUCAAGCAAUGACGCACUUUUCAUGUCUGUCUUCCAAGUACAUGUGCCCUGGUGUCCCAGCAGUGAUGAGUACCCUAUUGGCAAACAUAAAUGCUUUUUAUGCCCACCCAACAGUUUCAACUAAUGUACAGGUAUCUGCCUCAGAUCGGUUUGCUGCUACCAACUUUGGUAGAGAAAAGUUCAUAAAACUACUGGAUCAGUUGCACAAUUCUUUGAGGAUUGAUUUAUCAAAGUACAGGGACAACUUCCCUGCCAGCAAUUCAGAGAGACUUCAAGAUCUGAAAUCAACUGUUGACCUGCUAACAAGCAUUACCUUUUUUCGAAUGAAGGUUUUAGAACUCCAAAAUCCACCUAGAGCCAGCACUGUUGUGAAGGAUUGUGUCAGGGCUUGCUUAGAUUCUACAUACAAGUAUAUUUUUGACAACUGCCAUGAACUUUACACACAGCUAAUAGAUCCGAGUAAGAAACAGGACAUUUCUCGGGACGACCAGGGUCCAACCACCAAGAAUUUGGAUUUUUGGACCCAGCUCAUCACUCUGAUGAUUACAAUUAUUGAUGAGGAUAAAACUGCAUACACACCUGUCCUGAAUCAGUUCCCUCAAGAACUAAACAUGGGAAAAGUCAGUGCUGAGAUCAUGUGGACCCUCUUUGCACUGGAUAUUAAGUAUGCACUGGAAGAACAUGAAAAGCAGCGGUUAUGCAAGAGUACCGAUUAUAUGAAUUUGCAUUUCAAAGUAAAAUGGUUUUAUAAUGAAUAUGUGCGAGAGCUCUCUGCCUUCAAAGAUGCUGUUCCUGAAUACUCUUUAUGGUUUGAGCCUUUUGUCAUUCAGUGGCUCGAUGAAAAUGAAGAUGUGUCCAUGGAGUUUCUUCAUGGUGCACUAGGAAGAGACAAAAAAGAUGGAUUCCAGCAGACCUCAGACCAUGCCCUCUUCUCUUGCUCCGUGGUAGAUGUCUUUGCACAGCUUAAUCAGAGCUUCGAGAUUAUCAAGAAAUUGGAGUGCCCUAAUCCUGAAGCAUUAUCCCAUUUAAUGAGAAGAUUUGCAAAGACCAUCAGUAAAGUUCUACUCCAGUAUGCUGCAAUUAUCUCCAAUGAUUUCAGUUCAUAUUGUGAUAAAGAAAAUGUGCCCUGUAUUUUGAUGAACAACAUCCAACAACUGCGGGUCCAGCUGGAAAAAAUGUUUGAAUCCAUGGGAGGAAAAGAGCUAGAUCCUGAAGCUAGUAGUGUUCUCAAAGAACUUCAAGUAAAACUCAACGGGGUCCUGGAUGAACUCAGCGUAACCUAUGGUGAAAGUUUCCAGCUUAUUAUUGAAGAAUGUGUGAAGCAGAUGAGUUUAGAAUUGAAUCAAAUGAAAGGAAAUGGAAGUACCACCUCCAACAAGAACAAUGCAGCUAUGGAUGCAGAAAUUGUACUAAGACCUCUUAUGGACUUCUUGGAUAAAACCUUAAGUCUCUCUGCAAAAAUCUGUGAAAAGACAGUGCUGAAGAGGGUUUUGAAAGAGCUGUGGAAGCUUGUCCUCAACAAAAUAGAAAAGCAGAUUGUUCUUCCUCCUUUGACAGAUCAAACAGGACCCCAAAUGAUUUUCAGUGCAGCUAAAGAUCUUGGACAACUAUCUAAACUGAAGGAUCACAUGAUUCGAGAGGAAGCCAAGGGCCUGACCCUAAGACAGUGUGCUGUCAUGGAAGUAGUCCUGGCCACAAUCAAGCAAUAUUUUCAUGCUGGAGGAAAUGGUCUGAAAAAGAACUUUUUGGAGAAGAGCCCUGAUCUACAGUCUCUUAGAUAUGCUCUCAGUCUUUAUACGCAAACCACUGAUUCCCUGAUAAAGAAAUUCAUAGACACUCAAACCUCUCAGAAUCGCUCUCGCAAUGACUCAGUGGGACAGAUAUCAGUUCAUGUGGACAUCUCAACCAUUCCAGGAACUGGGGACCACAAAGUAACUGUAAAAGUAAUUGCCAUCAAUGAUUUAAACUGGCAAACUACAGCAAUGUUUCGCCCCUUUGUCGAGGUUUUUAUCCUGGGACCCAACCUUGGCGACAAGAAAAGAAAACAAGGUACCAAGACGAAGAGCAACACCUGGUCGCCAAAAUACAAUGAAACUUUCCAGUUUGUCCUGAGUAAUGAAAAUCGCCCAGGGGCCUAUGAGCUUCACCUCUCAGUUAAGGAUUACUGCUUUGCACGGGAAGAUCGAGUUAUAGGAAUGACAGUGAUUCAACUCCAGAAUAUAGUGGAGAAAGGAAGCUCCGGGGCAUGGUAUCCACUGUUGAAAAACAUCUUUAUGGAUGACACUGGCUUGACAAUCCUUAGGAUACUUUCUCAAAGGACCAAUGAUGAUGUGGCUAAAGAAUUUGUAAGACUGAAAUCUGAUACAAGAUCCAUAGAAGAGAUUGCCUGA
This is a messenger RNA of Gracilinanus agilis (Agile Gracile Mouse Opossum), 6660 nucleotides long. It is a transcript of the gene UNC13C, whose product is annotated as unc-13 homolog C. Gene Ontology annotation, cellular component: presynaptic active zone cytoplasmic component; synaptic vesicle membrane; neuromuscular junction. Gene Ontology annotation, biological process: synaptic vesicle priming; synaptic transmission, glutamatergic; neuromuscular junction development. Gene Ontology annotation, molecular function: syntaxin-1 binding; calmodulin binding; calcium ion binding. The transcript is spliced from 33 exons. Bases 4 to 6660 code for a protein of 2218 amino acids. Lineage: Eukaryota; Metazoa; Chordata; Mammalia; Didelphimorphia; Didelphidae. The record is from RefSeq and is a predicted model, not a curated record.